CCAUGAGGAUUGGAUAUGACCGAGCCUGGAACUUUGGUGAGGGGGUGUUGCCAAGCAACCUCGUGGAAUCUCUGUAAACACUCCAUUGCAGUUGGUAACACAGUAUCCCUUCCUGUCAUUCUGCCUGCAUGGGAAAGCCUCAAUAUGGGAAGAAAUAACACAGAAAAAGCUGACAAUCCAGUGGUUUCAUCAGGACAUGAAGCAAAAGAAGGUGAUGGUCAACGACGCUCCAUUCGACAGAGGAAAGCUGUUGAGCGCUAUCAAGCUCCAUUGGAAAAUCUAGGAAAACAUAAGAUAAAUUUUUCCAACCAUACUUCACCUGUCAGAGAGAGAGAUUCAUGUAAAAGAACUAAAAGAUCUCUUUCGGUCAACUCUCGGAAAGACAACUUAAAUGAAGUUCACAGAACUUCACAUGAAAAUCAAAUGAACGUUGGAACAAGUCUGGCUAGUGUUGAGAGAAUGCAAAUAGAUAGUUCGGUACAAUUUGAUGGCGUGGGUGGUCAUUCUCACCACAUUUCAGAUUUAAAAGAGAUGAUCAUUUUGCCGUUGCUUUAUGCUGACACCUUUGAGAAACUGAAAAUUAAACCUCCCAGAGGCUGUCUGUUCUAUGGUCCACCAGGGACUGGAAAGACACUGGUUGCUCGUGCACUUGCUAAUGAAUGUAGCAGAGGUGACAGGAAAGUAACCUUUUUUAUGAGAAAUGCUGCCGACUGCAUGAGUAAAUGGAUAGGAGAAUCUGAACGACAGCUUCGUUUAGUAUUUCAGCAGGCCUACCAGAUGCGACCUUCAAUUAUUUUCUUUGAUGAGAUCGAUGCUCUUGCUCCCACACGGUCCAGUAAACAAGACCAAGUUCAUAGCUCUGUUGUGGGGACACUUCUGACACUUAUGGAUGGCUUAGCCAGCAGAGGAGAGGUUGUGGUUAUUGGAGCCACCAACAGACUGGAUUCUAUAGAUCCUGCUUUACGAAGACCCGGACGCUUUGAACGAGAAUUCCAUUUCACCUUACCAAACAAACAGCAGGCGAGACAAGAGAUUUUCAAAAUUCACACACGAGACUGGACCCUGAAGCCAUCAGACAACUUACUUGAAGAGCUGGCUGAGAAAUGUGUUGGAUAUUGUGGUGCUGAUAUUAACGCCUUAUGUGUCGAAGCUGCCCUCUGUGCUUUGCGCCGCCGUUAUCCUCAGAUACAUGAAAGUGACAAGAGACUGAAGAUAGAUGCCACUUCGAUUAAAGUAACACCAAAGGAUUUUGCCAUGGCCAUGCAGAAGAUUGUUCCAGCUUCACAGAGAGCUGGGGCUUCACCUGGACAAGCACUACCACUACCACCUAUUUCAAAGCCGCUGUUAGAAAACACUCUGGAAAGAAUUUUACAAGCCUUGCAGAGAGCAUUUCCCCAUGCAGAACUUGCACUGAAGAAGGGCCAAGGAAAUUAUGGAAUUGACAAUGAAGAAUCACCAUCAGUCUCUGGAAAGAUGCCAACUCAUAAAAUUUCUGAUAGCAAAAAGGCAGAAUUCCACACUUUUAGCAGCAAUCCUCCUUACCAGCCAACAUCUUUCAGGCCACGGUUCUUAUUAGUUGAAGAGCCAGGAUCUGGGCAAGCUUUUGAUUUGGCACGUGCAGUAAUACAUGCCCUGGAAAAGUUUCCAACUUAUACACUAGACCUACCGACUUUGUUUAUUAGCAGCACAUCACAGGAAGAAACAUGUUCACAGUUGAUACGAGAAGCUCAAAGAACAGCACCAAGCAUCAUUUAUAUCCCACAAAUCCCUUUGUGGUGGGAGGCUGUUGGACCUACACUGAAAACUGGUUUUACAGGACUACUGAAUUACAUUCCAUACUUUGCUCCAGUUUUGCUUCUUGCAACAUCUGAUGUGCAACAUGAAGAUCUCCCAGAAGAGAUAAAAGCAUUGUUUAAUAAUAAUCGUGAAGAAGUUUUCAAAAUCCCGCGGCCUACCUGUGCUGAAAGAAGAGGGUUUUUUGAGGAUUUGAUCAUGAAGCAAGCUGCUGAACCUCCUGCAUCAAAAACCAAUGCAGAUUCAAAGGUACACCGUGUGACUCAUGCGAGAUGUUCUCAGGUGGAUGAGCAACCGCGACAAGUGUUGGAUUCUAUUGUUGAGGCAACUGAAAGCAUCAGUAUAUCAAGCAUGGUAAAAUUAUAUUCUGUCCUUAGCCUGUGCAUUUACCAACAUCGAGAUGAUGCCGACAAAACUGAAUUAGUGACGGAAAUGAAGAAAGAAAUUGCAGCCCUCAGUUGGCUGUGAUACUUGACUUCAGCAUACUUGACAUACUCUAAUGUUCAUAUAUGGCUCCCAAAUAGAUAAGUUGUGUUUAUCAUGUCUCAGUAAUUGUAGCAGGUAUAGAAAAAAGAAUAGAAGAAAGAAACUUUAAGCACGUAACUGAAACCAGACAUAACAGAACCGGCGACACUUGGCGAAACGACUAAGGUAACACCAGAUUAUAAGGAACAAAACAAGGCUAUCUUGUCGAACUAGGUUAGGGUAAUUCUGACAGUAGGAGACCGUGCCCACUGGCCUAAGACAGGAAGACACCAUCUGAAGUAAGAAGGGCACUAGCUCAAAAGAAGACUGAGCAUGUGGGCAUGUGAAGUGACAGAAUCAUUUAACCAACAGAAGACUAAUUAAUAAGAGGACUAUGGAAUUUGGAGCCAAUGAACAUUAGUGUCUUUGCUAAGAAUAGUGAAAUGUUGCAAUACUCAGUAUGCUGGCUUUGUGGAUUAUUUCUGCAAAUAAAUCAAAUAUCUCGACUCUGUGUGUG
Messenger RNA from Corapipo altera (White-ruffed manakin), 2776 nucleotides. Its product is annotated as ATPase family AAA domain-containing protein 2-like. The transcript is spliced from 19 exons. Gene Ontology annotation, biological process: positive regulation of transcription by RNA polymerase II. NCBI's taxonomy places the organism in Eukaryota, Metazoa, Chordata, Aves, Passeriformes, Pipridae. The coding region runs from base 16 to 2262 and encodes 748 amino acids. Gene Ontology annotation, molecular function: ATP binding; chromatin binding; ATP hydrolysis activity. The record is from RefSeq and is a predicted model, not a curated record. Gene Ontology annotation, cellular component: nucleus.